Messenger RNA from Aphis gossypii (cotton aphid), 548 nucleotides. RefSeq lists its product as uncharacterized. The transcript is spliced from 2 exons. The record is from RefSeq and is a predicted model, not a curated record. Lineage: Eukaryota; Metazoa; Arthropoda; Insecta; Hemiptera; Aphididae. Bases 31 to 492 code for a protein of 153 amino acids.
UGGGCUAGACCACAAAUAGUAACAUUCAGUAUGAAUUCAAUAUAUCUUUUGUUUUUGAAUAGUGUUGUAGCGGUAUUGUCAUUUAACCAGUUAGUUUCUGAUACCGAUCAGUGGAAAUCAAGCAAUAUCGGUGCAGAACAAUCAUAUAAUCAAGUAUUAGAACAAUACUUAAACUAUUAUAAUUACUUAUAUCAGCAAAAUUGUAUUUUAAAUAAUCAAAAUUAUAAUGUUAACACCAAUCCGAUUUCAACAAAUAUCACAAACACCAAUCCAAUUCCAUCAAACACCACAAAUAUCAUUCCAAUAAGUGUACUCAAAAUGGAAAAUAGAUCAACAAAUAACAAACAUCCAAUCGCCUUGCCAAUCGUAAGACCAAUAUUUCCACGAAAAAACAAAAUAUUAUUGCCUCGUAAACCUAAUAUAGAGCUAAUGAAACCAUUAAAACCAAAAAUAAGAUCUAUUUUAUGUAAAUCCCAAAAUAAAAGUAAAUAACAUAUUAUAAGCUCAACAUCUUGAAAUUAUCCUUAAAAAUAUAUAUUGUAUCCGAA